Messenger RNA from Equus quagga, 1023 nucleotides. It is a transcript of the gene CALB2, whose product is annotated as calbindin 2. The transcript has 11 exons. Gene Ontology annotation, cellular component: dendrite; synapse; cytosol. NCBI's taxonomy places the organism in Eukaryota, Metazoa, Chordata, Mammalia, Perissodactyla, Equidae. The record is from RefSeq and is a predicted model, not a curated record. The coding region runs from base 23 to 838 and encodes 271 amino acids. Gene Ontology annotation, molecular function: calcium ion binding. Gene Ontology annotation, biological process: regulation of presynaptic cytosolic calcium ion concentration; regulation of long-term synaptic potentiation.
UGAGGUCUCUGAGCGGCUCGCCAUGGCUGGCCCGCAGCAGCAGCCCCCUUACCUGCACCUGGCCGAGCUGACGGCGUCCCAGUUCCUGGAAAUCUGGAAGCACUUUGAUGCAGACGGAAAUGGGUAUAUUGAAGGUAAAGAGCUAGAAAACUUUUUCCAAGAGCUGGAGAAGGCAAGAAAAGGCUCUGGCAUGAUGUCAAAGAGUGACAACUUUGGGGAGAAGAUGAAGGAGUUCAUGCAGAAGUAUGACAAGAACUCAGAUGGGAAAAUUGAGAUGGCAGAGCUGGCGCAGAUCCUGCCGACUGAGGAGAACUUCCUUCUGUGCUUCAGGCAGCACGUGGGCUCCAGCGCCGAGUUUAUGGAGGCUUGGCGGAAGUAUGACACAGACAGAAGUGGCUACAUUGAAGCCAAUGAGCUGAAGGGAUUCCUGUCGGACCUACUGAAGAAGGCAAACCGGCCAUACGAUGAACCCAAGCUCCAAGAGUACACCCAAACCAUACUACGGAUGUUUGACUUGAACGGGGAUGGCAAAUUGGGCCUCUCAGAGAUGUCCCGACUCUUGCCCGUACAGGAAAAUUUCCUGCUUAAAUUUCAGGGCAUGAAGCUGACCUCAGAGGAGUUCAACGCGAUCUUCACAUUUUACGACAAGGACGGAAGUGGCUACAUUGAUGAGAAUGAACUGGAUGCCCUGCUGAAGGAUCUGUAUGAGAAAAACAAGAAGGAAAUGAACAUCCAACAGCUCACCAACUACAGGAAGAGCGUCAUGUCCUUGGCCGAGGCCGGGAAGCUCUACCGCAAGGACCUGGAGAUUGUCCUCUGCAGCGAGCCCCCCAUGUAAACUGGGGACAAGGGCUGCUUCUCCACCUCCCCCAGACCUGCCCCUGCUACCCAGCCCCCUCUACCCAGACCCAGAGAUCACGAGCGCCCCUGCCCCGGUCCCUGCGACCUGCACACGCCAGCCUGCAGAGCAGGAAAGGAGAGAUGGAGAAUGGGCUGCUGACGGGCCUCCUGGAGCCCUCUCCA